Molecule: messenger RNA, 1907 nt
Organism: Hibiscus syriacus
Lineage: Eukaryota; Viridiplantae; Streptophyta; Magnoliopsida; Malvales; Malvaceae
Exons: 1
Coding region: 45-1646 (533 amino acids)
Source: RefSeq, a predicted model, not a curated record
UUUGGUUAUUGGAUUUCAAUUUCUGUGCUACAUCAGAAGGAGAAAUGGAGGUGUCAAAGAAUUAUGGGCAUCAACAUCCACUUGUGUUGUUGAAUGAAGAGCAACUCAUCACCCAUCAAAGUGGAGUAAUAGCCGACUGCUCCAGGUGUGGGGAGAAGGUGUCUGCUCCAUGUUUUCGCUGUGCCGAGGACUGUGGUUUUUACCUUCACAAGGUAUGUGCCGACGCACCUUUGGAGCUUAAUCACCCUUUCCAUCGCAACCAUCCUCUUCUUCUUAUGCAAAAGGCACCUUAUCGAUGGAUUUGCGAUUUUUGCGAUGGAAUGGGUGAGAAGUUCGUUUAUCAUUGCUCUUGUGGUUUGGACUUGCAUAUUAAAUGUGCUUUGUUUACAUUUAAUAUUGCUCAAAAUAAUUUGAAAGCGCUUGAGCAUGUUGCCCUUGAAGAUCCUUUGAUUUCCACUAAAAUUGAUGUUAGAAAGUGCUUUGGGUGCUGGGAACCGUUAGCAAAUGAUGCGUACUUCUCUCCUCAUUGUGAGUUUAAUUUACACAAAAAACGUGCUAAGCUUCCUUUCAAACUGAAUCACAUGUGCCACCGCAAACAUCCGCUUCUCUUACAAUUCAAUAGCGAUCGGCUCUCUUGCAAGAUAUGCCAAGAAACCCGACGAAGAGGAUUUGUUUAUGGUUGUUCACCUUGCAAGUUUGCUAUCCACAUUCAAUGUGUAUCACCGAAACCCAUCAUUGAAGAUAAAAGUCAUCCACGCCCAUUCUCUUCGUUCUUGAGACAAGCUCCAUUCAUCUGUGAUGCGUGUAGUACCGAGGGAAUUCAUGUUGCAUAUACAUGUGGUACAUGCAGCGUUAUUGUCCAUAAAGAAUGCAUUUCAUUGCCACGUAUUAUCAAAAGCAGGUUCCAUGAUCAUCGUGUUUUUCACACAUAUUCCCUUCACAAAGAAGGUCUUGGAAGUUUGAAUUGUCUAAUAUGUCACGAUGAGGUCAAUACAGAUUAUGGAAGCUACUACUGUACAGAUUGCGAUAUCAUAUUCCAUGUGAAGUGUGCAACGAAGGACAGUGAUUGGUAUUAUGUUGUUCCACCAGAAAAUGAAGAUGAGAAGCCUCUUGAUGUUAACUCUAUCACUAAAGUUCUUGAGAGGAACGUUGCCGGAGAAGCCACAUUAAUAGAACAUUUCAAGCAUAAUCACUACUUAACCUUAAGAUACAACAACAGAGAGUACGGUGAUAAAUGUGUGAUGGGUGUAUGUUACCGGUCUCAGAUUCAUUCUAUGAUUGCUCUCAGUGUGAGUUCUUUCUUCAUAGAAGUUGUGCCGAAUUACCAAAAUGAAGAAUAUUUGGUUUCAUCAUUGCCAAUUAGCCGCCUCGUCCUUACUUCAGACGACAUUUUCGAAUGUGAACUAUGUGAUUGGGUUUCUAAUGGUUUUGCCUAUAAAUGUAAUGAAUGUGGAAGACGCUUGUGCCUUCGAUGUGCCUCUCUUAAACCGGGUUCUCUAACAUGUCCAGGACACCAACAUCCCCUUCUUCUGUAUAUAGAGGGUCAAGGAAGUGUAAUGCUUGUGGUGAGUAUGGUGCGGAGUAUUGGUGUAAAGAUUGCAAGUAUUCUGUCGAUGCUCAGUGUAUUCGACUGCCAGAGAGAGUAAGACACAAAUGCGACGAUCAUCUUCUUGCCCUCACUUAUCACGAGGUUAAUGAUUAUUCGAAACACCAUCGCUGUGACAUUUGUGAGAAAAGAACGGAUCCAAAGCUCUGGUUUUAUCAUUGUGCUACUUGUGAUACUUCUGCUCACGUGAAUUGCGCUCUCGGAGAAUAUCCAUUUAUCAAAACCGGGAGCAUCUACAAACAAGGGGAUCAUCCACACCCUCUCACAUUUGUGAAGAAGAUACAUUUGUGAAGAAGAUAAA